This is a messenger RNA of Pogonomyrmex barbatus (red harvester ant), 3836 nucleotides long. RefSeq lists its product as uncharacterized. Lineage: Eukaryota; Metazoa; Arthropoda; Insecta; Hymenoptera; Formicidae. The record is from RefSeq and is a predicted model, not a curated record.
AAUUUAUUAAUAAAUGUAAAUUUAUAUUGGCAUAUAAAUGCAUAUAAUGUAUGUAAAUUGCAUACCUUAUAGCUAUGCAAUAUUGAUCAAUCGGGAAAUAAUAAUCAUUUUUAUUGCAAUAUUUUUACUCGCUAUAUAAAUACUGCGUAUCGUAAUAUCUUUUUGUGCAAAUAAAUAAUUUUAUUAAUAAUUUGAAACGAAAAUAUUGCAAUCCAUUAGGCAUGUAACUGUACUUAGCAGUCGGGCUAAGACAUGGACGCGCCAUUACACAGACUAUACUCGAGCUCUUCUCCUCAGCUAUAAACCGUUUUAUCCGGAAUUCACGUUGUUUAUUCUCGCUAUUAUGUGCUGUUCGGCGUCCACGAAUGACGACGCUCCGCUAAGCACGUUUCGUGAGAGCAUGAACAGCCUUGGGCUGCCAGAACAUUAAUUUACAGCAUAUUUACACUGUCAAGAUUCUCCGGGUAUGCUCUGUCGGUGAUUCCCCAAUAAUGUGAGUCCGAUUAGGCACGCUACAUUAGGCACUCCGUUUUCUACGCUCCGUCGACAGCAAAUGCGCCUUCUCGCGAAAUCGGCCGAGGGUGCUUUAAAAAGCCGGAAACUGGUGAAAAUACGCGCCAUGCGCGUGAAAAAAAAAAAAAAAGAACAUAUCUGUACGGCUUACAGGCAAACGCGUUUAAGGUUUAAUUGCGCGAGAAACGGCAGGAGUUCGCUUGAAAUGCGCUUUUUACGACGCAGCCAGUGUCGCGGCAAUCGUUAUCUCGUCGAAUAUUUCUUCUCGAGAAACACAGAUAACAAUCCGGUGCAGCUCGAAGAAUCGGUUACAAAUUAGUCGUUUGGCGCGUUUCGUUUCCACGGAAGUAGGCGUUUCUUCGGUCCGCAUAGCGGAAUACGUCUCGGAUACGUCUUAACGAGAAGAUUCUGCGUCAUUGCGCGACCGUGAGUCCCGAGAGUCUCGUAAUCGCCGAUCUUACAAAGAAGGUUUACGUAACGCGAUAUCCUGCGAUUGCCCGACAAUCCGCCACUACAUAAUUGCAUCUUUGGCACGAACGACUUAAGCGCGCUCGUGACAUUCAACGGCACGAACGAUUAGCGCCUGCCUACACGGAUGAAUCAUUACUCCGUGAAGCACGAAAAAAAUGCAAGGAUAAAAAAAACCGUUAGAAUUUUCUCCUCGUAUAACUUAUUUAUCGCUUAUUUGGCGUGCAAUCGACCUCGCAUUACUUUUAAUAAACAAUUACAACGAACAACGUUACGGGGGUAAAAUUUUUAAAGCUUUUAGCGUUGCGAUAAUAAAAGAAGCCCAAGGAAUAAAGAGUCUCUCUUAGUCGUUAGUUUCGUAGGGCCGAAAGGAGCAACAAGGGUUUUAAUGAAUCUCAAUGAAGUCCCUGCGCUCCUUGUUUGCACUUGGGAUUUAACCAAACGUUGAGGGUGACAGGAUUCAAAAUUGCUUUAGUACUGAUGUGCUGGCUGCAACGGGGCCAUAACGGGGGUGCAUUUUAGAGCGAGCACUUCGCUCAUCGUAACAGACGCAAGAUAAUGUCAUUCACGAGCAUUCAUCGUACUCUUCUCUAAGCUAUUCACAAUGAAUCAUUAUUACAGGGAAUACCCUUGUUCAGCGCGAAGUAAGUGUGCUCCAUUCUCCGAGAGAUAGCAAUAAACAUUAUGCAUAUAUUAUUCUCGUUCCUGCUUGUUAAUAUUAAUCAUAUUAAAAUCGUAAGAUCUCUAGAAUAUACUAGAUGAUAAAUCGACAUAUAAUAAACGAUAGAUCUCAGAAAUGUAAAUAUAAUUUGCUUUCAAGAAGAUAUGACCAAUUGGGAAUGUAAAAUUUUUAUUUAUCAAUUUCUUCCAAAUUAACGAUCUUAUUUACAUACAACGACGACGUUCAUUUAUAUUAGUUACCAGCUUUUCUGCAAGUCUUGCGAUAUUGAUCUCAGGAAGCAAUUAAAAUCACUGGUCCGAAUCCUACGAGAAAGGUAUAUUUUUGCUUCUACAAGACCAUCUUUGUUACGCUUUACGAGUUGGAGGCCAUUGCAAUUUUCUACGAUAAUGAUUGUCAUUACUAUAUAUACAUCCGCUUUAAGUAUUUAUCCCUUCCUUAAAACAACAGGUACAAUAUGAUAUGAGUAUUUUAUAAAAAAUCAGUAUCCCCUGUGUAUUUGCAAAAAAACGAACGAUGAAGAUGCUAGCAAAAAUAAUUCUCAGCGGUUAUUUCGCGAUCGUGACGUUUAAUAAUUUUAGCAUUGGUGUCAAAGUUUCCUCGAAUGUCGAUUUAGAUUCUAACGAAGAGACGAUUGCAUUAGACAAUACAACCUUCGAUACAAUCGUGAAUCUAAAGAAAUCUGCUAAUCCACCGGAAUCAAUCUUGCACGCGUCAAAAUCGACGUUUUGGCAUGGAAGCGAAUUAAUAAGAGCAAGUGAACCCAGAAAAAGGAAGAUCUAUCCAUCACACGAUGAUUCAGCUAAACAACCAAAAAUAAUCAAUAAUAUUCAAGUCGUUGUGAAUAACGAUAGCAUUCCAAAUGAAAAUUCUUGCGAGCAUGGUAUAUGCAACGUAACCGUUUCUUCAAAACAAGACGAGAAAGGAAAUAUUGUCACCGAGGUGCAUCUUAGCAUUAUCACAAGAGCAAAGUUAAACAAGAUCGAUGACGUUCCGGUAAUCACUGGAUUUCGAGGUGUCAAUGAGGAUCAUGCUAAGCAACCAAUUUUUCAUUCAAUAAAUUCACCACGUUUAAUGCAUACACAUUUACAUCGCGACAAUAUUCCACAGGUGAGAAUAGUCAUUUAUUGGAAUAGUCAUUUAAUGUUUUGUUGCAUAAGAAUUAUCAGUAUCAAUAAUUAAAGCUCACUUUCGAUGAUCUAUAAGUUGUAUACACAUUCUAGAUAGAUAGAAUUUUCGAUUUACAUUUUACAGAUUGGAUGCUUGAAUGUAUAUGUGUGUUUAAUUAUACUCUUGAGGCUUUCUCGAGUAUUUCUUUCAAAAUUAUAUUAUAGUUUGCAAAUUAUCACUAUGUCAUAAUAAGUGCAGUUUACUUCAUCGGGACGAGAAGCAACAAUGAUUUAUGACACAGUGGUAACUCGCAAACCACAAUACAAUGUGUGUGUUUUUUUUAUUUUUUAAAUAUAUAUAUAUUUUAGAUGUAUACACCUAUCUUAAUUAAUUCUUAAAAUUUUUUUCAUAUUGUGCAUAUAAAAUCAUAAACAGAAUUUUCCUUCAAGUUUAAGACAUAAAGUCAGAUAGAUGAUUUGAAGUUUGUUGAAAAAUUUUCUUAAUAUAUCAAUACUUAAAUACUUAAGUACUUUUCUCUCAUCGUAAUAGAUUCAAACUAAUUAUCAGAAAUAUGGUGAACCCUGGUAUGGACGGGCUUUUCGACGACCGCAAAUUUAUUGGCGCUAUCAUCAUUUUGGAAGUCAUGAUAACGCGGGAUUUCAGGGUCAUAAAACAUGGUUACGAGAUAAACCUAUAGUGGACGAUAAAAUUGAACCACCACUCAGUAAAACUAAACCUAACGAUGACACAUAAUUAUAAAAUAAUUUUUUAAUGUGAAAUUUUAAUAAUAUAAAUUUCGCCAUAUAGAAUGGUAUAUUGAAUCAUUAAGAUUGAUUUGUUGCAUAAUAAAAUUCAAAAAAAUCAUAAAAGCGUCAAGAGUUUAAUUUAUGCGUACAUAAUAGAUACAAUAAUAUGAAUAUAUUUUAAUAAGUAAAUAAUUAAAUGCGCAAAAUUGUUGUGCCUAUUCGAUGUUCCUCGAAUAGGACGUAAAUAACAUUAAUACAUAAGAAAAUUUAUUAAAAUUUUAAAUAUGCAUGAUGAGCGAUUUUUGCUCGUGAGUAGAUAA